This is a messenger RNA of Gallus gallus (chicken), 2738 nucleotides long. RefSeq names its product alpha glucosidase (gene GAA). Bases 25 to 2676 code for a protein of 883 amino acids. The record is from RefSeq and is a predicted model, not a curated record. Gene Ontology annotation, cellular component: lysosomal membrane. Gene Ontology annotation, biological process: lysosome organization; glycogen catabolic process. Lineage: Eukaryota; Metazoa; Chordata; Aves; Galliformes; Phasianidae. The transcript is spliced from 19 exons. Gene Ontology annotation, molecular function: alpha-1,4-glucosidase activity; carbohydrate binding.
GGGGCCGGGGCCGGGGCCGGGGCUAUGGCCAUGGCUAUGGCUAUGGCGGCGCUGCGGGCGGUGCUGCUGGCGCUGCUGCUCCGCUCGCUCCCCUCCGCCGGCAGCUCCGCGGACUCCGCCUGCGCGGUGCCCCCGGACGACCGCUUCGACUGCGGCCCCGAGCGGCUGCUGGCGCGGGCGGGCUGCGAGGCUCGGGGCUGCUGCUACGUUCCGGCCGGCCCCGGCGACGGCGGCGGCCCUCCCUGGUGCUUCUUCCCCCGCGGCUACCGCAGCUACCGGGCGGACAACGUGACGGCCACGGCCGGCGGCUACGCGGCCCGGCUCCGCCGCGUGGUGCCCAGCUUCCUGCCCGCGGACGUGGGCACGCUGCGGCUGGACGUGGCGCUGGAGACCGAGAGCCGCCUGCGCUUCACGCUCCGCGAUCCGGCGCGGCAGCGCUACGAGGUGCCCGUGGCCACACCGCGGGUGAGCAUCCGCGCGGCCGACCUCCUGUAUGGGGUGCGGCUCCGCCAGGACCCGUUCGGCAUCGUCGUGUUCCGGCAGCCCGGCGGGCAGGUCCUGCUCAACACCAGCGUCGCUCCGCUGUUCUUUGCGGACCAGUUCCUGCAGAUCUCCACCUCUCUGCCCUCCCGUUUCAUUUCUGGGCUGGGGGAGCGCCUGACCCCUCUCAUCCUCGACACGGCCUGGACCAAGGUCACGCUGUGGAACCGGGACAUGGCACCCGUGCCCCAGGUCAACCUCUAUGGCUCCCACCCCUUCUACCUGGUGCUGGAGGAUGGUGGCUCUGCGCAUGGCGUCUUCCUGCUGAACAGCAAUGCCAUGGACGUGCUCCUGCAGCCCAGCCCGGCCCUGACCUGGCGCACGACGGGCGGCAUCCUGGACUUCUAUGUCUUCCUGGGCCCUGACCCCCAGAGCGUGGUGCGGCAGUACCUGGAUGUCGUUGGGUUCCCCUUCAUGCCCCCAUAUUGGGCCCUGGGCUUCCACCUGUGCCGCUGGGGUUACUCCUCCACCGCCGCCACCCGGCAGGCUGCAGCCAACAUGUCAGCUGGGCGCUUCCCCCUGGACGUGCAGUGGAACGACCUGGACUACAUGGAUGCCAAGAGGGACUUCACCUACAACAAGGAAACCUUCAGGGAUUACCCCGACAUGGUGCACGACUUCCAUCAGCGUGGCCUGCACUACGUCAUGAUCGUGGAUCCUGGCAUCAGCAGCUCAGGGCCGCCUGGCACCUACCGGCCCUACGACGAGGGGCUGAAGCGAGGAGUGUUCAUCCGCAACGCCACGGGGCAGCCGCUCAUCGGGAAGGUGUGGCCGGGCCCCACGGCUUUCCCAGACUUCACCAAUCCUGAGACGCACGAGUGGUGGCACGACAUGGUGAGGGACUUCCACGAGCAGGUGCCCUUCGACGGCAUGUGGAUUGACAUGAAUGAGCCGUCCAACUUUGUGGAGGGCUCCCAGGACGGCUGCCCCGACAACAGCCUGGAGAAGCCCCCAUACGUGCCAGGUGUGUUCGGGGGCCGCCUGCAGGCGGGCACCAUCUGUGCCUCCAGCCAGCAGCACCUGUCCUCCCAUUACAACCUGCACAGCCUGUACGGGCUGACCGAGGCCAUCGCCUCCCACAAUGCGCUGCUCAGGGUGCGGGGCACGCGGCCCUUCGUCAUCUCGCGCUCCACGUUUGCGGGACACGGCCGUUACGCAGGGCACUGGACAGGGGAUGUGGAGAGCAGCUGGGAGCAGCUGGCCCGCUCCGUGCCAGAGGUGCUGCUCUUCAACCUCCUCGGGGUUCCGCUGGUGGGCGCUGACAUCUGUGGCUUUGUGGGUGACACAUCCGAGGAGCUGUGCGUGCGCUGGACCCAGCUGGGAGCCUUCUACCCCUUCAUGAGGAACCACAACGACCACGGGAACCGGCCACAGGAGCCCUACGCCUUCAGCCUGGCCGCGCAGGAUGCCAUGAGGAGGGCCCUCCGCCUCCGCUACUCCCUCCUGCCCCACCUUUACACCCUCUUCCACCGGGCACACGUGGAUGGGGACACGGUGGCACGGCCGCUGUUCCUCGAGUUCCCCAAAGACCCCAACACGUGGAGCGUGGACCGCCAGCUGCUGUGGGGCGCAGGGCUGCUGAUCACACCGGUGCUGGAGCAGGGACAGACCAAAGUCAGUGGCUAUUUCCCAGCUGGGACGUGGUACAGCUUCACAGGGGACUCGACCAUCCACAGCAGAGGACAGUGGAUCCUCUUAGCAGCUCCCCUGGACACCAUUAACGUGCACAUCCGAGCAGGGCACAUCCUGCCCCUGCAGGAGCCCGGACUGAACACGGCUGAGUCCCGCAAGAAGGGGAUGACUGUGGUGGUGGCCCUGACGCCGGACGGCUUCGCCCGUGGAGAGCUGUACUGGGACGAUGGGGAGAGCUGGCAGAGCUUUGAGAAGGGGGACUGCACUGAGAUCCUCUUCCUGGCUGCACGUGGCGCUGUGCUCAGCCAGAUCUUGCGGGCGGGCGGCCACCUGGAUGGGAUCCUGCUGGAGGCUGUCACCGUGCUGGGUGUCCCCAGUGCUCCACAGCGAGUCCUGGCCAACGGCGUCCCCGUGGAGGACUUCUCGUACCGCAGUGACACCCAGGUGCUGCGUGUCUCCGUGUUGCUGCCAAUGUGGGAGCAGUUUGUGGUCGCUUGGUCCUGAGCAGGUGACUGCCCAGGGUGCCACUGUGCCAUUGUGCUUUGAAUCUGUCCAUCCCUUCCGAA